GUAUCUCUUUCGUUGAUAUUUGGCAGUCGGUUUUCGCGGAUGCGCAGGAAACGAUUUUAUUCGCUCUCGCGGGGUGUGCGUGUAAUAAUAUAAGAGUUUCCGAGAGAAACGCGCGGCAAAAGUCAGUGGUGCGCGCUGCCAAGCGCCAAGAUAUUGCACGCGAUUGCGCAGGUGGAGGGUGUCCUGUUGAAUGCGCGCUGAGGCGUGAUAUAUAUUCGCCAGAAACAUUCUUGCACGUGGAGCUGCGUAAACAUUUGCGAUAAGCAUAUAGCAAAAGUGCGUAAGUAAUCUAAUCAAAAGAACGUAAUGCCGUAUCCAAUUGUAAUUCCUUAGACCCACUAAAAUACUAAAAACGCGUUUAAUUUUUUCAUCGCAAGUAGCCGUUCGCAAAUUCAUUUCAUUUAUCACAGGUACACGAUAUGCAUGAUCGAUAAUCUUCGCACGCAGAGUCUGUUAGCUUAGCACCCGAUAAUUCACCUCAAACACUGACGCACCUUCUGCGUUUUCCUUCUGCUUAGCGCUUUUAAAAAAUUUCGUAACAAGCGCGAAAUCUAUUUAUAACGGCGCCGAGCCAAAAAGAACUCGCUUUUAUAUAAAUAUUUGAAAAACGCGAAUAAUUAUACACUUGCGGCGCGUUAUUGGAACCACGCCAAGACUCUUAACUUUCCAUGUGGUAUUUCAAGGAAGAUAGUAAAAGUGCGAAUUGUUUGGCCGACGUGCCCCAAUUAAUUCUCCGGCAUCGAUUGGAAUAAAGCUCGUCGUUCGUAGUGCAUACUUACCACCGACUGCAUGACUCAGUCCUACAAAGUGUUUGAUUUUACUUGUAGCCUUUGUUAGUGCGUCAAGAGACUAGAUCGGAUUCGAUCGUCCGUCGCGCGUUGACGCGCGAUCGAUUGAGAUGAGUAUACCGAAGCCAGACGGCCGCCUAUCGGUGGUCAUUGCCAAUGAAAUUUUAACGUCGCCAAGCUCGCAGAGGCUCAUACACAGGGAUCAACAGGACGAGGAAACAUCUGACUGUCCUCUGUUAACGCCGAGUCCGCCGCCUGAACCGUCAUCGAAUAAUCCCUUGGAUGGCGGCGGUGGCGGCGUAAUCGCGACCGGCUUCAAGCCCCACGGCGAGCCGCCCACGACACUGGACCAGACGCUCUGCAACAACAUCAAUUCCGAGGACGGCCUCGCCUUCCUUAACAUCGUCAAUAGCUCUUGCAAGCAGCUGAACGAUGAACCGAGUUCGCGAGAUCCGAUGGUCGAAACGAGCAGCAACAGCGGCAGCAGUAGCGACACAAAUGAACCAGUUUGCACGCAACUACUUACCCAAUUAAACACCGCGUACAAUCAUUUAGCUCCGGAUGCACAAGCGUUGUUUUACAACCAAGAUAACGGGGGAAAACCUCCGCUCACAGGAAUUCAACUAGUUGUACCUAAACCACCGAAAAAUUAUGGAUUUAUGAGUUGGAAUUGGCCAGUCAUCCGCAAAGUAUGCUUUUGGUCAUUGAUGUCAUUGUUUACGGGAUGCAUUGCGAUUGCUAUUGGCAUCAUUGCUACCAUGCCAAAAAAGUGCGAUCCACGAGUAGAAUGGUGGCAAGGUAGUCUCUUUUACGAGAUUUUCCCAGCCUCAUUUCAAGAUUCUUACAAUAACGAUGGAAUCGGAGAUUUUCGCGGUAUAACAAAGCGACUGGACUACCUACAGAAUCUCGGAGUGAAGGGGAUACGAUUGAACUCGAUAUUUCGAUCUCAGCAAUAUCCUCAGCACUACAUGGACAUUGAAAGCUUAACAGAAGCUGAUCCUAUCCUCGGUGAUACAGCCGACUUUACUAAAAUGGUUUCGGCUAUUCAUCAAAGAAACAUGACUCUUAUUCUGGAUCUCCUGCUCUUUCCUUUUGUAAAAGACUUUGGAGGUUCAGCGAAUCUCAGUUCUAACGACCAAUUUGUUCGUCACAAACGAAACGAAGCAAUUGCUGCAACAGAUUUACCUUCCCGUAGCGAAACUAUGGAAUCUCUUUUAUCAGCACCAGUUAAUCCAAGCGUGGACGUUUCCAGUUCCACUGUCAGACCAACAGUUCCAAGUUUUCUAGAGGAACACCCGGUAACAAAGUCUAUCAGGCAUUGGUCCGAUCUGGGUGUCGACGGCUUCUAUCUAAAAGGCCUGGAACACUACACAAACGAAAAGAAUUUUGUCGGCGCUCUGAGGCUUUGGAAGACAAUCCUCGGCUCAAAAAGGAUAAUGAUGUGCAGUGAGAAUGCGCUGCUCAACGUUCCCGAUGACGUGAGAGAUGUGAUUUUGGGCAGGAUGGACCUGGUGGAUGUAACACUCGAUGUAGUCAACGGCACGAAGAAGAUUAUGGAUGAGGUGUCCGAAACAUUGAAGGGUCUAUUGUUCCAGGAAGCAGGAUAUCCGUGGAUACACUGGUCUACUGGCAGUGUUGAUAAACCCAGAUUGGCCUCGACUUUGAAAGUUGCAAAUGCGAGUGUAGCGAUUGCAAUGAUGGGCAUGAUGCUACCCGGUACGCCUAGUAUUUUUUACGGGGACGAGAUUGGAAUGCUGAAUUCAGAAAGUAAAGAGCACCAGGACCUCAACCAUUUGUAUCAGUUAGUACCCAUGCGUUGGGACAAUCAAAACAGUAACGAUGAAACUUUUUCCAAGCCCACCGCAGCGCCCUGGAUGCCAGAAUCUGCGAAACCAGCGGCUACAAAUUUAACUGGCCUUUUGCCGGAGAUGUCUAAACUGAGAAAUGAAACAAUGCCCAUACACAUUAAAGUUGUGAUUAAAAAUAAAGUGUCAACGGCUAAUGGCAAAGUUCGGUAUACGAUGGACGACAUGAUCGUCAUCGAAAGGUGGUAUCCGCGAAGGAACACGUACGUUUUUGUCGCGAAUCUCGGUAUGCACAGCCAGACGAAGGAUCUAUCAUCUCUCUACUAUGGAGGCCACGUAGUAGUCGGACCCGAGCACAAACUCAACCGAAAUAUAUACUUUAAGGAAUUGACCAUUCCUCCUGGCGAAGCUUUCGUCAUCAAACUUGACAAGUAAAGGCUUGCAAAAA
Messenger RNA from Nasonia vitripennis (jewel wasp), 3041 nucleotides. RefSeq names its product neutral and basic amino acid transport protein rBAT. Bases 899 to 3028 code for a protein of 709 amino acids. The record is from RefSeq and is a predicted model, not a curated record. NCBI's taxonomy places the organism in Eukaryota, Metazoa, Arthropoda, Insecta, Hymenoptera, Pteromalidae. The transcript is spliced from 7 exons. Gene Ontology annotation, biological process: carbohydrate metabolic process.